UUUUUUUCAACGGCCAGACCGGUGCCUGACGUAUCUGAAGAAGGCACUUCCCUCUUCAUCCUGCAUUUUCCUUUCUUCCCCCACUUUGGUUUUAAUUAGAUCUCAUCUCAUCUCCCUCUUCUUCUUCCUGAUCCGGUUUUCUUCCUUCCCUGGAUUUGUGUGAUUGAAAGGAAGUCAAUUUGUUCCGCUUCGAAUCAAUGGCUGCUCCGCCGGCAAGAGCUCGCGCCGAUUACGAUUACCUCAUAAAGCUCCUCUUGAUCGGCGAUAGCGGUGUGGGUAAGAGUUGCCUCCUUCUACGUUUUUCAGAUGGUUCCUUCACCACUAGUUUCAUAACAACCAUUGGCAUUGACUUCAAGAUAAGGACAAUUGAGCUUGAUCAGAAGCGUAUUAAGUUGCAGAUAUGGGAUACUGCUGGUCAAGAGCGUUUCCGUACAAUUACAACCGCUUAUUACCGGGGAGCAAUGGGCAUUUUACUCGUGUAUGAUGUCACUGACGAGUCAUCUUUCAACAAUAUUAGGAAUUGGAUUCGCAACAUUGAACAACAUGCUUCUGACAAUGUCAACAAGAUCUUGGUGGGAAACAAGGCGGACAUGGAUGAGAGCAAGAGGGCUGUUCCUACCUCGAAAGGCCAGGCGCUUGCAGAUGAAUAUGGCAUCAAGUUCUUUGAGACUAGUGCUAAGACGAACUUAAAUGUGGAAGAAGUUUUCUUUUCAAUAGCUAGGGACAUCAAGCAACGACUUGCAGAUACUGAUUCAAAGUCCGAGCCACAGACGAUCAAGAUUAAUCAACCGGACCAGGCUGGAGGUGCCAGCCAGGCUGCACAAAAGUCUGCUUGCUGUGGUUCAUAAACAAGGGGGUUUUAAACACAGAUUACAGGGAUACCCUCGUUGUCUUCAUCGUACGGCUAAGUCUCUUGCUUGUUGGUGGGAACUGGAUUUUGUUUAUCUGACUAUUGUGGUCUAUGCUGCUUGUAUUAUUCUCCUAAUCAAUUAUUUUACAACACUACCAAAACAAUCAAGGACACCAACAUUUGGGUAUGAAUUGCUUAGA
This is a messenger RNA of Linum tenue, 1050 nucleotides long. The record is from the annotation of a GenBank genome assembly. NCBI's taxonomy places the organism in Eukaryota, Viridiplantae, Streptophyta, Magnoliopsida, Malpighiales, Linaceae.